AUGGACUGCCUGGUGGAGGGCGUGCCCACCUAUGGCAUCUCUUUGCCCGGCGGCGCUUGCGGUAUUGGUGACCACUUCCUGGAGAGCUUUGAACGAGGCGAGGAGCGUGCAGCCCCGGCGCCGCCGUUGGCCAGCAGCUUCACUCGAGAAGGUCUGCUCCCAACGGACGGAGCAGCUGCCAAGUGUAU
This is a messenger RNA of Effrenium voratum, 188 nucleotides long. Lineage: Eukaryota; Dinophyceae; Suessiales; Symbiodiniaceae. The record is from the annotation of a GenBank genome assembly.